AAAUCACAGGGAUGCGGAGAAUGCUGAGAGAAUGUUUCUUUAAGACCCAUUACCUUCCAAUCCCACCGAGAGGGGGGGGGGGUCCGUGCUAAGGUGGUGUAACGUCACUCUCCCUCCCUGCUCCUCUUCCUCGUCGUCGUUUACAUGUGGGGAAAAAAAAGGGGGUGGGGGAUACACACAUUAGGAAGAGUGGGGCUUUUCUCGGAUCCGGAUGAGGGGCGCCGACCCACGCAAAAAAUGGACCCGAGGACUAUUUAACGGCAAAGCAACACCGCGACGGAUAUGGAAAACUGGGGUUGAGGUCAGGGCUUUUCCAAGCAGUCCUUUAUGGACAUUGCUUUUUACAUUGUGCCCUGGCCAUGCCAGGACAGAAAAAAAUGUCCUUCCCAUCAAGUUGGAAGCCGAGUUGUCCUAACUGCUAGUCCGGCUAGUGUCUGUGUAUCACUUCUGUCAUCCAGGUCAAGCGAUUGCACUAUGUUGUGAGAAGUGCUACCUUGUGGAUACAGUCAAGGAGUACAUCCCCUUCCUCAAGCUCAAUAUUUCUCCACUGACUCUCCCCCAUUACUGCCCUCUGCUCGUCUCAGCCACCCACGGAAUGAUUUCCCCGUAGAAAUAGUUCCAAAGCAUUCAGAGACGUGCAGGUUUGAGGCCUAAAUAGAAAAAAAAAGAAGAAAAUAUGCUCACUAAAGGGAUUAUAUUUCUCCAGAAAUGUAAAGUUUUACAUUUUGAGCAUCAUAUUAUAAUCCUCCCUGCAAUCUCAUAAAACCCAAGAUUUCUUUUUUCUGCACACCUUCAGUAGUUGACUCACACUCUCCGGUCUCAUGAUGAUGUGUGAGGUGAUGCCCACCAUUUCUGAGGAUGGGCGAAGCGGCACGACCGGGGGCGCCUCCCCCCCGGCCGGACCCGGGGUGGGAGGACCGGGCGGUGCCAUGGGAGCUGGAGGAGCAGGAGGGGGCUUUAGCGGGAGGGAUAUCCGAAGCGGGGGAGACGAAGGAGGCAGCACGGGCAACCUGGAGUCUCUGAUGGUUAACAUGCUGACGGAGAGGGAGAGGCUGCUGGAGAACCUGAGGGAGACGCAGGAUAGCCUGGGGACGGCGCAGCUCCGCCUACGAGAGCUCAGCCACGAGAAGGAGUCUCUUCAACGGCAACUCUCCAUCGCUCUGCCACAGGAGUUUGCCGUGUUGACGAAAGAGCUCAACGUUUGCCGGGAGCAGCUUCUGGAGAGAGAGGAGGAGAUUGCGGAGCUCAAGGCGGAGAGAAACAACACGCGCUUGUUGCUGGAGCACCUGGAAUGCCUGGUGUCCCGUCACGAACGCAGUCUGAGGAUGACGGUGGUCAAGAGGCAAGCCCAGUCGCCAGCGGGGGUCUCCAGCGAGGUGGAAGUCCUCAAGGCCCUCAAGUCUCUCUUUGAGCACCACAAGGCUCUGGAUGAGAAGGUUCGAGAGCGUCUCCGAGUGGCCCUGGAGAGGGUGUCCAUGUUGGAGGAUCAACUAGCAGCAUCUUCUCAAGAGGUAAUCUCUUUACGAGACCAAAUUAAAAGGCGUCAACAAGGGGUGGACGGCGGGAAAGAUCGACUCCCCAACGGCCCCGCCUCUGGCCUGGAGGACAGCGAGCUGGAAAGACAGCGGGAAGUGGAAAUAGAGCGUCAGAGAGCCGAACUCUCCCAGCUAAAAGAGAGGCUGGCCCUCAUGUGCCGGCAGGUUGGCGAAAUUGAGGAACAGCUUGCGGCCGCCAGGAGGGAGGUGACAAAGUCGGAGGAGGCCAAUCAGAAGCUCCAACGGGAAGUCAAAGAGGCCCUUUGCCAAAGGGAGGACAUGGAGGAAAGAAUUACGACACUGGAACGCAGGUACCUAAGCGCUCAAAGGGAGGCCACGUCCCUCCACGACAUCAAGGACAAGCUGGAAAACGAGCUAGCCAGCAAGGAGUCCCUCCAUCGGCAGAGCGAGGAGAAGAACCGCCAACUGCAAGAGCGUCUGGACGAAGCUAAGCAGAAGCUCCAGCAAACCCUGCAAAGAGCCGAGACGCUGCCGGAGAUCGAAGCGCAGCUUGCGCAGAGGGUCGCCGCGCUCAAUAAGGCGGAAGAGCGCCACGGUAACUUUGAGGAGCGACUACGGCAAAUGGAAGCUCAACUAGAAGAGAAGAACCAAGAGCUGCAGAGAGCGAGGCAGAGGGAAAAAAUGAACGACGAACACAACAAACGUCUCUCGGACACCGUCGACAAACUUCUGUCCGAGUCCAACGAGAGACUUCAGCUGCAUCUUAAAGAGAGGAUGGCAGCGCUGGAAGAAAAGAAUGCGCUCUCGGAAGAACUGGCCAAUAUGAAGAAAAUCCAGGAUGACCUUCUUGCUAAUAAGGAGCAGCUCCUUGCUGAGCUGGAACGGAUCCAACUGGAGCUGGACCAGCUGAGGGGCAGGCCCGGCUCAUCUUAUUCCAGGGCGGGCAGCGUGAGCUCCCUUCCGUCCACCUUGUUUCGAAGAUCCCUUCCGGGGAGCGCCUCGGAGCUGAGGUACCCCCAGGGCGGGGGCUCGCUCCCGGCCGGCUACAGCAGCUCCUCCGGCGCCGUGGUGGUCAGGCGGACUCACCGCGGCCGCUGGGGGCAAGCUCGGGACGACUGUAACAAGUAUGGCGAAUGGGACGCCGGUAGCAUGAUGGGUCCGGGUUUCGAAGGCGCGGAGGGAGUCUGCUCCGACGACGACGACGACAGGGAGACUCUGUUUGGGUCAGAGCUGUUAUCGCCGAGCGGGCAGACGGAUGUACAGACUUUAGCCAUUAUGCUACAGGAGCAACUGGAGGCCAUCAACAAGGAGAUUAAGCUCAUCCAGGAGGAAAAGGAGAACACAGAGUUGAGGGCGGAGGAGAUUGAGAGUCGGGUUAGCAGCGUGGCACUGGACGCGUCCUCCAUUCUGCCUUCCUCGCUCGGAGGACGGGACAGUGUCGGCCGGGGAUACAUGACCCCCUCCAUCACCUCCUCGACAUUAGCGUCUCCUUCACCUCCGAGCUCUGGCCAUUCCACCCCCCGCCUACCACAUUCUCCCGCCAGGGAGACUGAGCGACUGAACAGCAAAGAUGGCGAGGAAUGCCGAGCGCUAGCCUUGAUUGACUCCAACCCUCCCGCUGUCCCUCGAGCCCUGCGACUAGACCGGAUGACACACACACACCCAGGAGCCGGUCUGGAUGAUCACAGGGAAUUUCGCAGUCUCUCUGCUGAUGGGGCCAUCACCGCCAGCCAGGAUUCCCUCCACAAAGCCAGCAAAAAGAAAAGCAUCAAGUCCUCCAUUGGCCGUCUUUUUGGGAAAAAGGAAAAGGGGAGGAUCGGUGCUCCUGGACGCGAGUCUACCUCUUUGGCCUCAACACCGUCUGAUGACUUGGGCCCGGCAGACCCAUUGGGUCUGGCUAAACUCGGGACAGGAACUGUAGAAAAAGACCGGCGAAGUAAAAAGAAACACGACCUGCUCGAGGAGGCUUGUCGUCAAGGUUUGCCCUUCGCCUCGUGGGAUGGUCCGACGGUUGUCACGUGGCUCGAGUUAUGGGUGGGAAUGCCGGCAUGGUACGUGGCGGCGUGCCGCGCCAACGUGAAGAGCGGCGCCAUCAUGGCCAACCUCUCCGAUACGGAGAUCCAGAGAGAGAUCGGCAUAAGCAACCCGCUGCACAGGCUCAAACUCCGCCUGGCCAUCCAGGAGAUGGUUUCCCUCACCAGCCCGUCGGCGCCGGCGAGCACACGCUCGUCGACCAGUAAUAUUUGGAUGACGCACGCUGAGAUGGAGUCACUCGCCGCCGCCACUAAGCCAGAGCAGAAAGAGUUCAGCUGGGAUCAGGUGAGCCGUUACUACCUAUGCGAUGAUUUUUGUCAAACGUGCCGAGAUAUUAUUAUCCACGUGUCCCAUCUACAGAUUCUGGCUUACGGCGAUAUGAACCACGAGUGGGUGGGGAACGAGUGGCUGCCUAGUUUAGGUUUACCCCAGUACCGCUCCUACUUCAUGGAGUCCUUGGUGGACGCCCGAAUGCUCGAUCACCUCACCAAGAAAGAGUUGAGGGGCCAGCUAAAGAUGGUGGACAGCUUCCACAGGGUGAGUCUUCAUUACGGCAUCAUGUGCUUGAAGCGCUUGAACUAUGACAGGAAGGAGCUGGAGAGGAGGAGGGAGGAUAGUCAGCAUCAGAACCAAGAUGUGAUGGUGUGGUCCAACGAGCGGGUGAUGUGUUGGGUGCAGUCCAUCGGGCUCAAAGAGUUUGCAGACAACCUGUUAGAAAGCGGAGUUCACGGAGCUCUGCUGGCUCUGGACGACACCUUCGACUACACCGACUUGGCCCUUCUUCUGCAGAUACCCAAUCAGAACACGCAGGCAAGGCAGAUCUUGGAAAAGGAGUACAAUGCUCUCAUCUCCAUGGGAACGGAGAGGAGGCCCGAUGAGGACGGCACCAAAACGUUCACGCGGUCGCCCUCGUGGAGAAAGAUGUUCCGGGAGAAAGACCUCCGCGGCGUCACCUCCGACUCUUCGGAAACGUUACCGGCCAACUUCCGUGCCUCUGCGAUCUCGACACCUUCUGUCACCCUGAGGAAAGUUCAGAGUGAAGUGAACUCGGGUCAAAGGGGGGAGUCGGCGUCAGUAAGAACAUAUUCCUGCUAAGAUAAAAGCACAUCAGAAGACACAACCGGAGCCCGGGAAGUGACAUUGGAGUUAGACAUCUGAAAAGAAUCAAAGACUCUGAGUACAUGAGGUCAGAUGAUAUUAUAAUGAAUGGAUGCCUUUUGAAUCAUCUCUCUGUCUUUAUCUCUCAAUCCAUUGUUGUGGCAUGAUGCUGUUUGAUUCUGUAGAAAGUGACCAACGCCUAUUGUGAAUUUAACUUUUGUUUUUGGAGUGUGCAAUGGCAAUACUGACACAUUGAAUUUAUAGUUUUGCAAGGGGAAAUCGGCUCCUGUUCAGAACGAUGCCUUCAGGUUGAAUUGGAUGACAAUUGGAUAAAUGAUAACCAACUUUUAGCAACAUCCCACUUCAGGAUGGUGGUAAGCCAUAAAAUAUACGCCAGAGGCACAAAUGCGAACAGGACAGUUUAAGCAAAAAUACGAGAUUUGUGUUCAUAUGCAUGCCGAAAUGAAACAUUUUCGAGUGAACGUCUGUCAUCUAAUGAUGUGGAAGCUUGGGUAUAUAAGAAGUUUGUAAAAGGUGUGUAUUUUAUUUUUAUCAUUUUUUUAUGACAAUUGCUAUUGUAUGUAUGUACAGUAUGUAUGCGUGUAAACUAUAUGUUCAUUUCAUACUUUGUUUGAAGAUGGAUGUUACUUUCAGUUUAGCUUAAGACAAAAAAAUAUCUUUUCAAAUUACGAACAGUCAAGAUAUGCUACUCGUUUGUGUACAUUUUGGAAAAACAGAUUGUCUUAUGGGUUAAGUUGAUAUUAAUGAAGAGUAGUGAUGAUAAUUGAAUAUAUUAUGACAACAAUAAUGAUGAUUGUAAAAGCUGUAAUAGAAAAAAACAAACCAAUCUGUAUGAUGCUUCUGAAAGUUGUUUUUCCCAAUCGGAUUUGUCAUUUGAAAGUUGGGGUAGUGCAGAGUGUGUACCAGGUGAGAACCCCAACGCCACUUUUGUUUCCGUGGCGACGGAGGAUAGAAAACCAGCGUCUUCAGUCCUGCAAAACAGUGGAGAACACUGACAUCUAGAGGCGUGACAGCGUAAUUGCAGAAUUAACGGAAGCGCUCUAGUUGAGCGUCUUCAACGCCUUUUCCCGUGGGAUAGGAUAUUGAUUUAGACAGCAAAGAAACAAAUAUUCGUGACGAUUCACAUUUUAUUGGACGCAAAGUUAGUAUAUGGGCAGAAUGGGUCUUAAAACAGUCUCUCAAACUUUGGUAACUGUGGAACAACGUCAUGUGGUCAUUGUAACGUGAUAAAAUUUUAACGAGAAAGUAACGUCA
Molecule: messenger RNA, 5903 nt
Organism: Syngnathus acus (greater pipefish)
Lineage: Eukaryota; Metazoa; Chordata; Actinopteri; Syngnathiformes; Syngnathidae
Product: liprin-alpha-3-like
Exons: 31
Coding region: 822-4625 (1267 amino acids)
Biological process (GO): synapse organization
Cellular component (GO): presynaptic active zone
Molecular function (GO): protein binding
Source: RefSeq, a predicted model, not a curated record